UGCUAGAGCUAGCGCUGUGGAAAAUCACUAGAGUCGGCCGUCGGAAUGUGAGAGCUGGAGGGGGUCGAGGAGAAGGGUAAUGGUUGGAGGUUUUAAUGAGGGGGAAGCUCACUGGAAUAACAACAUUGAAGGCCCAGGCCCCACCGAUACUCUUCGAAGACUCUUUCCGUUUUCCUUCAGCUUGGUUAAUCAAUGAAAAUCACGUUAAAUGCCGAACGUAACGUGGCAAGUAUUCGCAAGGACCUGCCUGAGCUCCACGACCACGUCGAAAUUUUCGGAAAACUUCUUUGCCUUCGGACUCUUCGACAACAUUCCAGGACAGAAACCCAACUCUGUUACUAGACUCUCAACCAUACCAUCCUGCUUCCAUGUCUAACAAGAGUACUGACUUUAAUCAGGGCUUUUUUACAAGUCGACUCCUAACUUAGACUGAGUCCUAACUAAGAUUAGAAGAAGUAUCAUUUAUGUUUUUGUUCAGGUAAUGCGUUCCUUUGUGUUCCCAACUGUCGACAACUCUCAGGAUUCUGCCCAGAGCCAGGAAACCAUACAGGUAACCAAGAUGCCAACAGGUGAUCAAAUGGGUGUCUCUCAGCGCCCGCCUGCCACUGCAGCCGUCCAGAUGCCAGACUGUAAGGCCACAGCUGAGAACUACGCUAACAACAAUAUAGCCGGUGAUACAUGCUUACUAUCAGAGCAAAUGGAUUUGAUGAUGAGUAUAUCAUCAGUGGAAGACUUCCAUCACGGUCUCGAAGACUCAAGGAGAAAACGCAAGAAGAAGAAAAAGAGAACUUCAGGAAUUGUGCCAAAUAGAUUCGAAGAUGUGUAUGAGUUGACUGAUGAGCUGUUAGGUUCUGGGUCAUAUGCUUCAGUGAAAACAUGUCGACAGAUAUCUACAGGGAAGGAGUAUGCAGUCAAGGUGAUGGAGAAGAGACCAGGAAACAGCCGUACCAAGAUCUUCAGGGAGGUAGAAACUCUCUACCACUGUCAGGGACAUAAUAACAUUCUGCAGCUUAUUGAAUACUUCGAAGACAAUGACAGGUUCUACCUUAUCUUUGAGAAGAUGUACGGCGGUGCCUUACUGCAGCACAUUGAGCAGCGUAAAACGUUCACAGAACAGGAAGCUAGUCUUGUCAUCAAAGACAUCGCCAGCGCUCUCUCAUUCUUGCACAAUAAAGGUAUCGCCCACCGUGACCUGAAACCCGAAAACAUUCUCUGCGAGAGCCAGCUAAGCAUCUCGCCGAUCAAGAUAUGCGACUUUGGACUCGGGAGCGGGAUCCACCUGAGUAGCCAGUACAACACCCCCGUCACGACGCCGGAGCUCCUCACCCCCGUCGGCUCGGCGGAGUUCAUGGCUCCGGAGAUCGUGGAGGCGUUCAUCUACGACCUUCAGGCGACGGUGUACGACAAGAGGUGCGAUCUCUGGAGUCUUGGGGUGAUCCUGUACAUCCUGUUGUGCGGUCAUCCGCCGUUUGUGGGUUCGUGUGGAGAGGACUGUGGCUGGGACAGGGGAGAGGCGUGUCCAGACUGUGAGGAAUUGCUGUUGCACUGCAUCCAGUCCGGAGAGUACGACUUCCAUGGUGUUGAGUGGGAACACAUCUCUUGUGGAGCCAAGGAUCUCAUCUCACACCUACUGGUCCGGGACGCCAAACAGAGGUACACUGCAGACAUGGUCCUCAAUCACCCCUGGGUCAAACAGCCUCCAAGCACACCUCUACUGACGCCAGCAAUCAUCAAACGUAAUAACAGUGCCAAAGAUCUUAGUCAGUUUGCAGCAGAAGCCGUGGCUUGCAACCGCCUCGUUGCGCAGAAAGAAGAGGAUGAAAUCCAAGAAGAGGACGAAGUCAACAAAGAAGAAGACGACGAUGAUGGAAUCUGCAUCAUCAGACCCUCGGGUCAACUCAACAACGGUGGCAUCAACUUUGGCCUUUCACCUCCGGGUCAGUCGGCGCUGGCGAAGCGACGAGCAGCGAUGCAUAGUCAGGGGAGAGAACAGUGUAUUACUAUUCAGGCCUAAAUAGAGAUGAACAGUCAAGGGAUAGACCAGGUCUAAGGAGAGAUGCAAAGUCAAGAGAUAGACCAGGCCUAAAGAGAGAAGCUCAGUUGAUGGAUAGACCAGGCCUAAAGAGAGAUACACGGUAAAGGGAUAGACCAGUGUAUUACUAGUUA
Messenger RNA from Lytechinus variegatus (green sea urchin), 2166 nucleotides. Its product is annotated as MAP kinase-interacting serine/threonine-protein kinase 1-like. The transcript is spliced from 10 exons. Gene Ontology annotation, cellular component: nucleus; cytoplasm. NCBI's taxonomy places the organism in Eukaryota, Metazoa, Echinodermata, Echinoidea, Temnopleuroida, Toxopneustidae. Gene Ontology annotation, molecular function: calmodulin binding; calcium/calmodulin-dependent protein kinase activity; calcium-dependent protein serine/threonine kinase activity. Gene Ontology annotation, biological process: protein autophosphorylation; peptidyl-serine phosphorylation; intracellular signal transduction. The record is from RefSeq and is a predicted model, not a curated record. Bases 482 to 2014 code for a protein of 510 amino acids.